This is a messenger RNA of Helianthus annuus (common sunflower), 1715 nucleotides long. RefSeq lists its product as uncharacterized. The record is from RefSeq and is a predicted model, not a curated record. The transcript has 11 exons. Bases 1084 to 1599 code for a protein of 171 amino acids. NCBI's taxonomy places the organism in Eukaryota, Viridiplantae, Streptophyta, Magnoliopsida, Asterales, Asteraceae.
AAAAAGUUAAAGUUUCCCUCUUACGUUCGUCUCUCUCAAGUUUCCCUCACUCUCGUCUCUCUCAUUCGCUUUCAUCAUUCUAUGAAAAAUCAUCAUCAAAACAGGUUGUGUGUCUGUGUUUCUGCAGUUUUUUCCACGGAUCCACCAUACUUUGGGGUUGUGUGUCGGUGUUGCUGCAGUUUUUCCCAUGAUUUCAGCUUUUAUAUUAGACGCAAUGCGCAGGCGAGGCGCACAGGCCUUGGCCGGAGCCUAGGCGCAAGGAGCAAAAAAGACUAGGGCUUUUUCAAGAAAGGCGGAGGAAAAAAAUUAAAAAAUAUAUUAUGCUUUGAAAAUAGAUACAAAAACACAAAAAUUGUGCCACAAAUGUCUUUUUAUAUUGUGGCAAAAAGAAGUGCCACUAAAAGUCCAAAAACUUUGUGCGGCAUAUUGAAAAAGUGCCACUAAAAGGCUUUAGCGUUAGCGCUUCUAGUGACACUUGUUUUGUGUGCCGCCCAUUCCUACAAGGGCCUUUAGUGACACCUUUUUUGUGUUUUUGUGUCACUUUUUGUAUGUCAAUAGAUGGCAUUUAUUUGUAGUGGGUGUUCCAUGUUUUCAGCUCAUCCAUUGUGGAUGCAUUGUCUCACUUAUGACUAUUCGCUGGGUGAUUUUGGUGGGAUUACCUGUGUAAACUGUUCAAGAACUUAAUCUUCUUCUGGCACAUCUUCACUUUAAUGCUGAAACAAGGCCUCAAGAUUCGAUAUCACUGUGAUGUGGCAGAUCAGAGACUUGCUCAACAUAUUGACAAAGGAAACGAAGAUGGGUUGCUUAUCAGCAGUGUGGCUUCUUGCUCAAACCUAUGGGCUCUUAUAAUGGAUUCUGGCACUUUAUCACCUCUCAAGUUUACCAACUCCCUCAUUUCUCAACAAGGAUUAGAUUAUGCAACAGCGGGAGAAAUCCUACUAUAUUAGCGUGAUAGCAUGUGCGAACAACGGGAGCUCUUUGGUUAAGGGUACCAAAUACAUUCAGCAGUGUUACAAAGUCAGUGAAUCACUUUCUUUUUAGUGGAUAAAUAAUAAAUGGAGAGAAAGGUUCCAUAUCACUGCUAUGGCAACUGCGAGAACCAGAUGGGCAAAUGUUAUGUCCCAUGGCGCUGGAUUCUCUGACCAGGUUGUGGAACUGGACUUGUUGUAUCCAAGUGAAGGUAUGCAUAAACGAUGGGAUGCCGAGUGUAGGAUAACAUUAACUGCAGCUACAUCAAACCAAGCUACUUUUGUUCUAAGCAUCCGAGAAGAAAACUUGCAGAUGAUACACAUGACACACUUCGCACUUCUGUGUUUCCUAGCAAACAUGUCAAGGGCAAUGGUCGUGUAUGCUUCACGAAGUGGUGCCAACAUUAGGGUUAAACUCAUCUGGAAUAACGCUAGGUAUCCAUGUCAGCCAGAAGGUAUUGAAUGUGGGUCCUAUGUGAUGAAGUUCAUGAAGGAGAUAGCUUAUGGAGGAGUUGAAAUACUUGACAAUGAUAAUGUUGGGAAAGGAGUAGAAGAAUACUCGGCUGCGGAUAUGGAUGACAUUCGUGAAGAUUGGUCGACUUAUGCAGUUAACUCUAUUUUUAAGUUAUAAAUCGUAUUCUAGGUGUUGAUAAUGUAUUGACAAACAAUUCUUUUUUUGUUAAUGUUAAAAUAUUUGUAGUAUACUUGACAAAUGAUUAUGUAAUAGAUUGUUUUGGUAUAUAUAUA